CGUAUAAAAAAGAUAUGGAAAUAGAAGAAUAUUACGCUGAUUCAAUGUUCACCCCACUUUUAUAUUCUAUCGUACAAUAUAUUAAUGCGAAAAAAUCAUCACUGGAAACAAUAUUUCAUAUGCAUCAAACAUUAGCAAUAAUGAUUAAAAGCAAACCACAGCUCUAUCAUGAUCUUAUUGAGGUUGUUGCUUUCGGAGAUGAAUCGAGCCGUGCUCAAGCUAUCAACAUACUCUUCUUUUUUUGGGGUAAUUGUACUGGACAUCCUGUUAUCGGGCAGCCACUUCAGAAUGUUAGUUAUAAGGAUGAUUUGGUACUAAAAGAACAAUAUGAGCAAGAGCAAGAACUACAUCAGCGACAGCAAACUUCUUUAAACAACUCACACCAGAAGCUGCAGCCUCCGAGACAUCCAGAUUUUCCUAUUUCAACAAAGAAUGAACACACUCAUCAAUACUUACCGCAUAUUUUCAUCGAACGUGUUAAUAAUUUCACAUCAUCCUCUUUUAAAGAUAAACGCGCUACGCUUACGGUGAGCAAACGCACGUCUUUGAUAGAGAUGCAUGGCCAAUUGAUGCCAACUGAAAAUCCAAACGGGUGCAUGCAAUGUUUUGAGCCGGUGAUUGGAUUUGGACUGAGAUGUAAUGGAUGCAAGAUUAAUCUACAUUUUGGAUGCUAUAAUUCGACCGAUGGUGGGUUUUUGACUAAUUAUUUGUUGGCUUCAGGUAUCCAUAAAUUGUCAACACCUCGAUUUUGUGAUAUAUUGCCAAAUCCUCGAAGAGUUGUCUCUGGUGAUGACGACAAAUGUAAUCAAAAUAAUAAUAACGAUGUCUUAAUAACGAUAGAAAAUCAAAACGGGCACAAAUUCCACUUAAUUAAUUUAUUCACUUUGGUUUUAUGUAUGAAUUGUCAUGAACCACUUUGGGGAAUUAUGCAUCAAGGAUACAGAUGCGAAUAUUGUAACCGAUUUCUACAUAUUCAUUGUCUUGAUUCACAAAAACAGCAUCAUCUUCAACCAUGCCCACAUAGCGGAAAUAUGAAUGAAGAGGACGCCUUGAUUGAUUAUGAUUCACUCCGUAAAACUUUUCUACAAUAUUAUAAUCCAAUAGUAGUAUCAAGUGAAAAAUUGCCAUCCUACUCAGCUGAAGAAUUGUCUGUGAUGAUAAGUAUUUUAGAAAUUCAGGAUAGUAUAGUGAAUAAUGGAAUCUUAGCCGGAUGCUUAUUAGUCCGUCAACAUUUUGAGAAUCAUCCACUUGCGCAACAAGAGAAACUCAAACAAUUUGAGUUACAUGAAUUAUUAAGCUUAUAUAAAAAAUUCUAUUUCACUGAUAGUGAACGUGUAGGCUCGACGACGACUGUUGGUCUUGGUGCAGGUAUUAGUGAGUCAACGAUAUCGCAGGAGUAUUGGGAAGGUGUAUUCGGACCAAAUAUUUCGAAUCAUGGCAGUAAAGAACAACAAAAACGUCAUCAUCCUUGGAUCCUAUGUGAAGAUGAAUACCUUGGACAUCUAGCGGCAUUUAUCAAAUCAGGCGCUGGAUUUGAUAGAGAGAUCAAUAAUCACAAUGAAUAUCUAGGUGUAAACUCCAAUGGUCGUGCUAAUACUCCGACAUCUACCAGUACAACCGCUGACUCAAUUGAUGAUGUGACUUCGGUGGAAAGUCUUUCCGCUAGUGAUAUGAUUCGAUGGGUGAAAAAUAAUUUAGGAUUUCAGAGUGAAUUUUCUAGUAAAAUUUUAAUACAACAAAUGACCAAUCUGGGAUUUGUUGAAAGGAUUGAUGGACAUCCAGUUAUUUUCUCUAAUUCAGAAAUUGCGGCCUUUAUAUCGAAUAGCAGCAGCAGUUAUAAUUCUAGAAACAAAACAGAUUGCACUUUUCCGUUUCCUUUCGGCAUUGAAUAUACUCCAAAUGUAGAAACAUUAAUCUCCGCGAUUGUCUCCUGUCUAAAAGACAUAAAUGUCGCAAUAAACGAAUGCGGAUUCUUAUUAUUGACACGAAGAUGUUGGCCUGAUCCAUUUUUAUCACGAUACACAUUAGAAAGACUUAUUCACGCGAUUAUUGCAUGGAUUUGUUCUGAGGAUGAUCGAUUAAUGGUGAUUGCUCGAGAAUAUACCGCGGUUGGCAUUAAGUUGCCAGGCGUCCGGGAUGACUUUGAUGAUCGUACUAUUCCGAGUGCAAGUGGUUCUGUUUGUGCAACCGCUGUAAAUAAACGAAAUUCCACUUUUAAUAAUUCUGGAGGUGGUGCUUAUGUGAUUAGUCGGAAAAUGUUAAAAGAGAAAUAUAUUUGGGGUUGGCUGUUGUCUGUACAUCAAAUGGAUCCGGAAUUAUAUCGUGACAUGAUUUAUAGUCAAGUGAUUGUUGUGGAAGAACAUCAUAAUGACAGAGAGGUCUCGGAUGAUAAGAUGCAAGAUCACGCGUUUGAAAAACAAGAACGUAUUCUACAUUAUUUCAUUAAACUUUGGAGUGCUGGUUUACUCUUUUCGCCAUUUAAUAAAAUUAUGGGGCGAUGGUUAGAUAAUACGUAUCUUUUGUUAGCAAAUUUACCCGCAGACAAGAUUUUUAUCGAGCUCAAAUCUUUACAACGUAUUUUCAUGUCGAAAAGUACCGGAUCAAGGUUAAGCACGAGCGAUAACAUCUUUACGCUGAAUUUCGAUAAUUCGGUAAUCGAUAUUGAUGAUCCGAUGAAAGCUCUUACAGAAAUAUUUCAAAAAGGAGAUACAAAAUCGGUGUCUCGUGGGUUGCAAUGGAUGGAAUUAUUGGUACGUGGAAGUAUCGGAAUUCCAGGAUCGGUGUAUUCUGAAUUUCUUCCAUUACUGGCAGAUGUCUCACCAAAACUCGAGCAAUAUUCUGCAUUCAUGCAAAUUAUAUGGUAUCAAGUGAUUGGCGUGUAUGGGUAUUUACUAAAACGUCAGGAUGUCUUGGAACUAAUUACCAAUAUUAAUCUGGCUGCUAUGGACAUGGUACACGAUUCUGACUCGAUUGGAUCGGAUUUCGAUGUUGCAAGUGCUCGUCGUUUCGUGAAAAUUAGUAUGGCAUUGACACUGCAUUCUUUUGCGUGCCCACUUGACUUUAUUUCUUCCCUCGAGAUUUUGAAUGGCAUACCUUUAAGAGAAACGAACUUAAGGCAAACUAGUAAAUCCUCAAAACGACAUUCAACGUUACCCGAUCAAACUCCCGGAUCAAAUUUGACUGCAGACUCGCCAAUUGUUAAAUGUUUGUUCAAUUAUGCAAAAUUCGAAAGAUUGGGAAUCAUGAGAGAUUUAAUGAAGACUUUCUGGGGUCUAUUUGAGAAGGGUGGUCUUAUUUAUAAUAAAAAUGAAUUCUUGAAUAGUUGUAUUUCGAAGUUGUUGCCUAGUAUUUGGGAAAUAGUGUCUCCCAUAUAUGAUGCCGAUUCUGAGAUCACAAUGCGUCUUUUAAUGAAAUUAAUAUGGACAGAUGCAUCUUCUUUUCGUGCAUUUGUCAAUAAAAUAUUUGAACACGAAGAUUGGGAAAUUAGGCAACUCGAUAAAAAGCAUCAAGUGCAAUGGGCCGGGGUAUUUGCUCACUUGGGACAAAUUUUCAGUUACUUUGUCGGUUGUCUUUGGGAUAAAGAGGAAUACGUUCGAACAAAAGCAAUCUCUUAUAUUCGUUCCAUGCAGCGACUUAAAGUUCAGUUGGCGAUUAAAUGCUGGGAAGAGUAUUUCGAGACGGCGAAUAUUCGUGAACGGACGUUGCUUGCGAAAUUAAUGAUUCGGUUUAAUGCUCAGUUUCCUGAUUUGCAAGUGAUUGAUUGGAGCUUACUUUUCAAAGCGUUGUCUCAAGAGAUUGAAGAAUCUGUUUCUGCUGCAGAUAUUUUGGAAAGUUAUAUGCGGCCGGACAGCAUUUUAGUAAUUGGCUUAAAACAGCUUCAUGAUGAAACUACAGAUCCGGGGCAAAAAAUGGCUGAAGAAGAAAAUCUAAAGGUCCUUUUAAUAACACUCGCGCUACAAAUGGUUGGAAAUGGAAUAGAAAUUACAAAGCAAGAAGUCAUAGAACUGAAAUGUAUAACGAUGUCAUGUCUUGGCUUCAUCAAUUGUCGUGUGGAAAACAACAACGAUCAACCGGAAAUCAAUCAUGGCGAAUUUAAAUACACAGCUGACGAUUUUUCCCAAAAUAUGAUGAUGAUUGCGUGUCUCGGUAAUCUGAAAAAAAUUCUUGAUACUCCGAUAUACUUUAUGUCUGAUCCUGAUGUCGCCGAGGAAAUAUCGCGGUCGAUAUCUUUGUCGUCAUCCACAAUAGUUGAACAAAAUGAAAAAUUUGUGAGCGCGUGUUUUGUUGAUAUGGUGCUGAAAAUGUUUAACUCUUCGGUUGAUAUGUCGACGUUAAGUCAUUUAAUGCUCAAAAAUUGGAUCGAAUUGAUGCUUAUUAUUGUUUAUAAGCAUAAAAUUGAAGAUAGACGAAAUAAAGAAUUAGAAGAAAAAAUUGUGAACGCUAUGCGACGAAUAUCCGAACUAUUAACUAAAGACGUCAGCAACGAGAAUAAACUGCUCAUCAUAGAACUCUCAGCAUGUCUCUUAAAGAGAUCGCCUACAUUGACGGUAAACGUCCUUGGCAAACAGAUUAUUAUUCUUGGGAAAUUGAUGACAAAUUUGAAAUGCGACACAUCAAAUCAAAUAGUGAAUAAUGCUCGUGACUUUUUGCGUACGGCAUUUUUGAAAUUCGCGCUGAAUGGGUUAUUUGUGUUAAUAUUCAAGAAUCAAGAGGUGGCAGAUGACAAUCACAGCGAACUUGAUAUGUUUUGUGUCCUAAGAAUAGUAAUUGGUAAUGAAGUAAUCCCGGCCGAAGAUGAAAACCAAAGACCCACUUAUCUUCGUGAACAACCGAUACGCGAUGUCAUGAAUCAAGUGUUCAAAUUCAAUGUACGGAAAAUUGUCUCGACGAUUCUUUGUAAUCUGAACAAAUAUGUUCAGUUGGUUUAUUCGAAACCGUACGAAGAACAACUGAUAGAAGAUAUAGGGGCCUUCUUUAAUAAAUUGGCUAAGCAUACAAGUGAAUGGAAACGCGGUGAAUGGGAUAUUAAUCCGAUUUUACAGAUGGCUGCAACAAUUUUCAAGGAAAAUUCAAAAUAUGCCAAGCUAUUAAUUCCAAGCAUAAAAAGUCUAUUCAGACAUGCCAUUCAAAAGUGCAUAAUCUCCGUAGAAUCUUGUCUCAAGUUGUUAGCUUCUUACACGUCGGUAGCUCAAUCUAUUAGUAGUCAUUUUAGCCUUGUUAACGUUUUUGGUGAAGUUGUUAUUGAGGAGUUGAGAUCAAGUUUCCGAGGGAGUAAAUCGCGGUUGAAUCAUGAUACUCUUAUCAUUUUACUUCAGUUAAUUCUGGCUGAUAUGGAUCCAGCUUCUCGACCAUGGCUACAGAAUCUUGAGCGCAAAUUACAAUUGGAUAUCAAUAAUAAUAAUAAUAUUCGUAGUUUACAUGACAAAUCAUCUCAUAUCACCACCAAUGAGAAUCGACAUUCUUAUUUUGCAAAUGUCGCGGAAAGUUUAUUUGAUGACUGUGUGAGUUUAUUGGAAAGUCCGACUCAUACAAAAGAGUAUUCGAAAAAAGAAUUUAAAGUUGGCGUGUGUAUUGGGCAGCUGGUGGUUGCCAUGUGCAAUCAGAAAUAUGAUUUAUUAACAAAAAUUUUCUUGUGGCAAAAGCCAACGGAUUCAAGACGUACCAUUCGCCUACUUGAUUGGGUUCUACUAUGCAUGUCAAAAUCAGAAGCAACUUCUUCCGGUCUAAUUACAACAAUCUUCGAUUUUCAAGACAACAUUGCCGACUUAUUAAAUCAUGCGCUUCGCCAGCCAUUCAAUGAAAUACUUAGUCCGGAACUCAACUAUUUGUAUACUCCAUCCGGUGAAUUGGUCUAUCAGGCAUUUCUCUUGGUAAAAAUCUGGACUGUUUUAUGUGGCUACGCAACAAGACUAUCAUCCACCGACGAUGGUAGAAGUGGCUCUUCAAAUAGUAAUAGUGGCUCUCGUGUUCAUCGACGAUUAACUGUUUCUCUAGGAAUGGCCGAACGAAGGUUUUGGAAUUCAAUUUGGCCUUCUAUGAGACAACAGUUGACUUCUAAUAUAAUUGAAAAGGAGGUUCAGCCCAACCUUGUUCCAUACUGGGAAAUGUUUAUGGACUUGAUCACGUUUCUACAUCUUUGCGGCUCGGAUAUUGUAAUGUUACACUCGCAAGAAUGGUGUACAUUACUUGAUAGUAUUAUUACUCAAGAGACUUCAGACAUUCCCGAAUUUCAGCAAAAAAUCAGACAAGCACGAUCAAUGUUUGACGACCCGCCAUUGAAAAUGAGCGAAGACAUGAUAUCCACGCAACUUUUCAUGGAGAUGCGUGAAGCGAUGCGAUUGCAUUUCGAAGUUCAUGCUAAUACGACAAUGCGGUUCUUCUGA
Ambispora leptoticha is the source of this 6383-nucleotide messenger RNA. The record is from the annotation of a GenBank genome assembly. Lineage: Eukaryota; Fungi; Glomeromycota; Glomeromycetes; Archaeosporales; Ambisporaceae.